AUGCACUCUAUACGCAAAGAUCCAGACCAUGAAAUGCAUCGAGAUCUCGCGAAAUAUGGCGAAAUGACUACUUUGCAUCUCGGGUCUAAAACGUGGAUUCUGCUCAACAGUCAACGCGUCGUGAGUGAGAUCAUUGCUAAGAAAGGAUCUCUUACCAACGGUUGCUCCCCAAUGCCUGUUGCUAGUGGUAUAGUCAGCCGUUAUGGUCGCUCACUACUAUUGCCGCCUAGCGGAUGGACUGAAAAGCGCCGCGUUAUGCAUUCUCUCCUUAGUGGCACAGCACUACGGCAGUACGCUGCGUGGCAAGAACUCGAGAGUACACAGCUUUUGGCUGAGUAUCUAUUUCAGCCCGAACUAUGGUAUCGACACCACUACAGAUAUGCCAAUUCCGUUGUUCAUCGUAUCGUUCUUGGUGGGCGGCUAGUCAAGACAGGCAAGGAGCUAGCGGACCUUCAAGAUGUUGUGACCCAUUCCAUUGGCAGCAUUGGCUCAAGCAUGGUAGACUGGUUUCCAGAACUAGAGUCGCUGUCAAAGUUUCUUCAUCUGUGGCGUGCUCAUUGGGAAAAGCUAGCUGUAUGGAACUACAAUUUAUACCGGUCAUGGUGGGUACCAGUACGCGAGCAAAUCAAUGCGGGGAUUGCGCCGCCUUCAUUCGUUCGGGAUGUUCUUCUGCAUGAUGACACAAAAUUCACUGGUGAUGAUCAAGAAGCUAUGUACGUUGCGAUGCAGAUCAUUGAGGCUGGAAGUGACACUACUCGCGAGGCUCUCAACAUAUUUGCGAUGGCCUCUCUCUAUCACCCAGAUGUCAUGACUGAUAUGGAUAAAAUGCCCUAUAUAUGUGCAAGCAUCAAGGAGGUCCUGCGUUGGAGACCAAUUUUCCCAUUUACGCCUGAUCAUGUGCUCACCUCGGAUAUGGAAUUCGAAGGAUAUCACUUCCCAGCUGGUGUUGGUUUGGUAAUCAACGGUAUUGCAGUCUGCGAGGAAUGUGAGGAUCCGGACAUUUUCAACCCGGAGAGAUGGCUGGAUGGGCACGAAACUGACGCGGCGCACGGCUUAUGGCAAUUUGGAGGAGGACGGCAUAUUUGCGUUGGAUAUCGUCUCGCUCAAAGGGGCCUUUCCCUUAACAUCGCUUGCUUAGUGAUGUGCUACGAUUAUGCGGCGGCUGGUUCUUAUAACUCCCAUCGGCUUAACCAUCAUAGCACCGACGAACCAUUCCCUGUCAAAGUAACUGUGAGAAGUGAAGAGCAUGCUAAACUCAUUAAAGAAGAUGCGACUCGGAAUGGUGUCCUGGAGACUAAAUGGGGUCGCAGUGAGAUCUGA
Penicillium malachiteum is the source of this 1320-nucleotide messenger RNA. RefSeq lists its product as uncharacterized. Bases 1 to 1320 code for a protein of 439 amino acids. The transcript is spliced from 4 exons. Gene Ontology annotation, molecular function: heme binding; monooxygenase activity; iron ion binding. Lineage: Eukaryota; Fungi; Ascomycota; Eurotiomycetes; Eurotiales; Aspergillaceae. The record is from RefSeq and is a predicted model, not a curated record.